UGGUGCGGGGUUAGAAUCUGUCGUAAAUGAACUUAGAAGUUUUAUCUCGUCGGUUUCGCAAAAUUGCGAUACGUUCAAACCGAUGUUCGGAAAGUGACUCGGCGAAAAAUGGACGGUCUCGUGUGCUGGUUAUUGUCCCUAGUGACUCUCAUCUCAGUGCAAGCGACUAAUUCCAUGGGAGGAAUAUGUCCUUCCCCUUGUAUGUGUAAGUGGAAAGGAGGUAAACAAACGGUGGAGUGCAUGGAACGGGGACUGAUAACAAUCCCCGAAAACAUAGACACAGAAACACAAGUUCUCGAUUUAUCUGCUAAUAAUCUCCAGAUUCUCCCUCGAGAAACGUUCAUAAGAUCGGGCUUAGUGAAUCUCCAGCGAGUCUAUUUGAGGAGCUGUCGAAUUGGACAAAUUGACAGCCUCGCCUUCAGAGGUCUAACGAACCUCAUUGAAUUGGAUCUCUCGCAAAACUUGCUGACUGCCAUUCCAUCGGAAACUUUCAAAGACAUCCCUUUUCUUCGAGAUUUGAUUAUGUCGAAUAAUCCGAUUCAGAAAGUUGAAUCGCGUGCAUUCCAAGCCAUCCAUGGAUUGGUGAAGUUGGACUUAUCUAAUUGUGAAAUCCAAAACGUUGCGCCGAAAGCUUUCGAGGAUAUUGAAAUGUUGGAGUCGUUGAAACUGAAUGGAAAUCGCCUAUCAGAAUUGAGACUUCGAACCGUCGAAACUUUGAGUCGGCUGCACGGUGUUGAGCUGCACGACAACCCUUGGCAUUGCGAUUGCCGUCUAAGAUCUGUGAAGGAGUGGUUAGUGAAGAAUAACAUCCCUUAUCCAGAAGAUCCGGUUUGUAGCGGAGGCCCCGAAAGAGUGAUUCAUAAAACGUUUUCAGAACUGCACGUAGACGAUUUUGCUUGCAAACCAGAAAUCCUUCCAGUUAGUCGUUAUAUCGAGGCUAAAUCCGGCGAAAAUGCGAGUAUAAUAUGCAGAGCCAAUGCCGUCCCAGCAGCUCAAGUGAAGUGGUAUUGGAACGGGCGCCAACUAAUAAAUAAUUCAGUAUUUUCUCCCAACCAGAUGAUUCAUGUUCACGAAGAAGGAAAGCAGGAAAAAAGAAGUAAUCUCAUACUUACGAACGUACAAGAAGUUGACAGCAGCGAGUUUUAUUGCGUGGCUGAAAAUCGGGCUGGCAGUUCCGAAGCGAAUUUCACACUUCGAGUUUCCCUGAAACCAAUGGGAAUCACUUCCCUAGGGAAUGGACAAAUAGCAGGGCUCAGCGCAGCUUUAGUUUUUCUGAUUCUCUUUAUAUUAAUUGUUAUUUCCAUUCUACUUACUAGACUGAGAAGGAUGCCUUUUGCAGAGAGCAAAACACCAGGCCAGUUAGAAGUGGUGACGGUUAUCAAUGGAGGAACCUUAUCUAACGGUAAAUCAGCAUCGUCCCAAAUGAGUUCUCCUGUAGAACCUCCUGCUUUCACAGAAAAUAAAUCACCCUCAGAACUGAACUUCUGCAAUCCUGUGCAAAAGCCUCCUCGUUUAAAUGACAUUCCGUAUUCGACUGCCCAUUACAAUGGAAACGGUAGUAUCAUGUCUAGUUCUUGUUUCGUGUCUCCCUCUCAUUCCGGAAAUAAUCCUGACUUAAUAAAUGAUGCAAAGGUUUCUGAAAUCGAAGAGACAAUUCCAGAUCCGAAUUCAUCGGAAGUUAUUUUCGAUAAGUCUGUUAGUGGUGAAUAUAGCAGAAACACAGAUUCUUUGUACCCUUCUGGGUUAUGGGAAAACGACAAAGUUCAUAUAAUCAGAAACAACGCUGGGUUCCAUUACAAUGAUAAGACUCCUAUAAUUGGAGACGGAACUAGUACUGGUGGUUCGGCAGAAGAACUCAACUUCAGACUUGCUCAAGGAACCAAUCGCGGGGCAACUUAUCCCAAGGACUACGGCCUCCCAAUGACUGAAACUAAACUUGAAAAUCAAAUUCUUACAUCAGCUACACAAGUCAGCCUACCAGCUAACGCUAAAACUCUGAGGGUGUGGCAAAAGGGAGCAGUGCCCGUCCUUCCACCAGUAACAGCCCUGAAAAGAGUCAUGAACCACAAUAGGAAUUCUCCCGAUGAGGGUUAUCAGGAAGGAUGUGGUACCGACGUUUAAACGUCCGAAAAUGAUAAAAUACCAAAGACUCGGCAUGUUCCUACAUUGUAUGAAAUUAUUGUAUUUAUCUGCAGAGGACUGUCUAGAUUUGCUCAAGUCGACUUCUGACUCAGUGCUGUUGAGUUUUGCAGAAACGCAUGUGUAAAUAUAAAUUGUAUUCUCCCUGUGUGAUAUUUGACUGGUAGUCAAAAUAUUUGUGAAUAUUGUGAAUAAUAUAGUUAUGACGACGUUUACGUAUUAGGUAACUAAUGGAGUAUACACGGUCAAAAGACUGAUUUAGAGAGUUUUUUUAUAUACGUAAUAAUACCUAGAAAAAUAUUUUGCAAUUUGAACAUUUCUAUUGGGUGGGUAUCUUGUAGUAGAAAAACUAACUCAAGUUUCAGGUACCAAUAGGUAAUUUUAAAAACUAUUUUAGCAAAAACAGGAUAAAAUAUAAUUCAUGCCGAGCCUAGUGCUUCAAUUAUCAAAAAAAAUAGUUUCUAGUCUGUUUAUUUCAAUAAUGAUCAACGUAAGUGAGUACCUACACACUGUCAAAAAUAAAGGUAACAAACUCUAUAAAGUAAGUAAUGUCACUUGCAGUAAAAUCAUUGGAAAAUAUUUUUUAAUUGUCAAUUAAUUAUCAAGAAUUUGUCGUGAAAGAAAAAUAAUUCUGCCAAUUCACCUUUUUUGUAAGUGGUAGCUUGAUAAAACUUAAAUGUAUGUUAUCAAUAUUUGUCGAACGCAUCCCAGAAAGAAUUUGUCUUAGGAAGAAACCGUUCUCAUCUAAGUGAUGUAUGCCUAGCAUUGAGUUAUUGUAACUUAUACGGCAUCCCUGGAUAUUAUGGAAUUUUCCGUGUCAUACCUUGUGUUGUAAAAGUAUUUUACUGCAUAUGUCAACACGGCAAUAUGGAUAUUUGAUUUUUCCACAAUUUUUCAAAAAUAUUGUGAAAAAAAUUUGCAGUGUAGUUCCUUUUUUAUGUUAGGAAAAGUGAAUUGAAAAUUGUAACUGAAUACUUUUUUUUGCAAUUAUCUACGUAUUUGUCGUGUCUCUUUCAAUAAUCCUUCAUGAAUAAGAAACAAUUGUCGCUCUUUUCUGUUAUGGAUAUUUUUCAAGUGAAUAUCGCAACUCACCCUGAAUCAAAAAAGUAGACAAAACAUUUUUUUUUAGAAAUUAUAGCAUUUUUGGUGUUAUACUUUCACUUCAAUUAUGUACUAGGUAGCAACCUCGGUACCAACGCCGAAUCCAAAUAUUAAAUAAUUCAUCAAUUUCAUCGAACCAUCGAGAACAGAAAAAGUAUUGAUCAGUUGUCAGUUGAGUUUAAUCAAGAAUUUAACACUAAUUGAAAAAAAUUCAAGAGCGACUUUGUGUUUUUAUUCAUACACGAUUUUUCUUUCCUAAUAUCGCUUCUUUCAUGCAAAUAAUAUGCACUACGAAUCAAUUCUAGUUUCUUUAGGUCACCAUUUUCAGAAAAAACUUAUUAAAAAAUCAAAUAUACCUAUUGCGAUGUUGCCACAUAAUGCAAAAUAUUUUCACAACACAAGGUACGACUUGAGAAAUUCUAUAAUCUCAAGAGUAAUACGUUUUAAAAUUUAUUAUAUCGAAUGAGUUACGACGUAAUUAUUCGAGAAAUGUUGGUGAUAUAAGAUUCAACAUUUGAAACAUGAUAAUCCAUAUUAAAACUGAUUAUUACAGUUCAUUGUAUGAUUUUCACUAUAAAGGGUUUUACAAAAUCCGCGACACGUGUUUUCCUAUACGCUUCCUCAAUCGUAAACUAGGCGAUUGAGGAACACGUGUCGCGGUUUUUGUAAAACCCUUUACAGUGAAAAUCAUACAAUAAAUUGUUUUAAUCAGAUUUGAGUUUUAUUGAAAAUUACAUUAGGGUUACUGCGCAAGUUAGCGGUAUCCCUACCUCUUACAAAAGGUAGGAGAGCAACAAUUAUUUUUAUUUCACGACUAAUAUUCGACAAAAAAAAAAUACUUAUUCGAUCAAGGUAAAGUUAAAGUUUUACAACUGAGUUAAUGUUCAAAUAUUUUCCUAACCUCCAAUUCAAAUUAAAUCUGUUCUGACCCGACAGUAAUGUUAGUGGAAUCAUAGUGAAGGUGGGUAUAUGCACCAAGUCUCAAGUACUCACUCAUGAAUCUUAUGUUUUAGUCGUGAAGAUUCAUUUUAGCAAACUACCACUACACGCUAACAGCACUUAUAGAAAUGUUCUCGUUGAAAAUCAUAGAUUCAACUUCCUUAUGAUUUAUUAUUUUCGACAUUUGAUAGGUGCAUGAUUCCACCUUCUUUUGAGAACUUAUAAAUGUUCAAUACUGAUUAACCUAUUGAAAAAAUUUGAAAACUGUAUUAUUGUUCUUUCUAUGAUACCGUGAUUUAUGGUUUUUAGUUCUUACUUACCAGCUACUAAAGUGUUUUUUUGGCAAUGUAUUUGUGAAAUUUGCAUAUUUUGAAACUCUCACGACCUUGUUCAACAGAAAUUUCAUUUUAACCAAGGAUUGCAAGAAUUUCAAUUCAGUAAAUGUAUUCAAGUACAUUUUUUUAAUUGCUUUAUAGUGAUUUUGCAAAUGAGUUUUGACACAGAAACCUUUCAGAUAUUCCACCUGAAAUCACCCACUAAUCUGACGUAAUAUGUUAAUUUGAAAUGAUGAAAGUCAAAGUCUGAAAAAAAUUUGAAUUAACAGUCUU
This is a messenger RNA of Leptinotarsa decemlineata (Colorado potato beetle), 4787 nucleotides long. RefSeq names its product leucine-rich repeat, immunoglobulin-like domain-containing kekkon 1 protein (gene kek1). The record is from RefSeq and is a predicted model, not a curated record. Gene Ontology annotation, cellular component: plasma membrane. NCBI's taxonomy places the organism in Eukaryota, Metazoa, Arthropoda, Insecta, Coleoptera, Chrysomelidae. Gene Ontology annotation, molecular function: protein binding.